Messenger RNA from Orycteropus afer afer, 1326 nucleotides. NCBI's taxonomy places the organism in Eukaryota, Metazoa, Chordata, Mammalia, Tubulidentata, Orycteropodidae. The record is from RefSeq and is a predicted model, not a curated record.
AUGGAAGCCCUGGGGGAGCAAGACGUGGCCUCUGGCUUGGCCGAGAGCUGUGCUGGUACAAGAAGCCUCCAGGGCCCACUGCUGCCCUGGUCUCCAGCCACUCCCGCAUCAAUAACACCUUGGCAGUGCCCACCUGGGGAGGAGCCUAGUCUGGACCUGAGGCAGGGUGAGUUGUGCAGGUCCUGCCCCCCAGGCACCUUCUCAGCCUCAUGGGGCCCCAGCCCCUGCCAACCCCACGCCAGCUGCAGCCCUCGAGGGAGGCUGGAGGCCCAGGUGGGCUCGGCGACUCGAGAUACACUGUGUGGAGGCUGCUGGCCUGGGUGGUUUGCCCCUGAGGGGGGCCCCCAUGUUCCAUGUCAGCCCUGUUCCUGGGCGCCUCUGGGUACUCAUGGCUGUGAUGUGUGGCGACACCGGGUCCGGCGUGGCGUGGAGGCAUCAGCAGGUGCAGGCAGCAGUGGGGAGACCCGGCAGCCUGGGAACAGCACGAGGGCAGGCAGCCCCGAGGAGACGGCUGCGCAGUAUGCAGUCAUCGCCAUUGUCCCUGUCUUCUGCCUCAUGGGGCUGCUGGGCAUCCUGGUGUGUAACCUGCUCAAGCGGAAGGGCUACCACUGCACGGCCCACAAGGAGGUCGGGCCUGACCCCGGAGGUGGAAGCAGCGGGAACAACCCCGCCUACCGGGCCGAGGACGCCAACGAAGACACCAUUGGAGUCCUUGUUCGCCUGAUCACAGAAAAGAAAGAGAAUGCGGCGGCCCUGGAGGAGCUGCUGAAAGAGUACCACAGCAAACAGCUGGUGCAGACAAACCUCAGGCCUGUGCCCAGGCUGCCACCAGGCUCCUCCAGCAUGCCACACAUCUGCCCACAUCGUCACCAUCUCCACACUGUGCAGGGCCUGGCCUCACUCUCUGGCCCUUGCUGCUCCCGAUGUAGCCAGAAGAAGUGGCCUGAGGUGCUGCUGUCCCCCGAGGCUGCAGCAGCCACCACUCCUACUCCCAGCUUCCUGCCUGGCUCAGCCCGGGUUCCCAAGGCUGGGGCCAAGGCAGGACGCCAGGGGGAGAUCACCAUCCUGUCCGUGGGCAGGUUCCGUGUGGCUCGAAUUCCUGAGCAAAGGACAAGUUCAUUGGCAUCUGAGCUGAAGACCAUCACAGAGGCUGGACCCUUAGGGGAUGAUUUCCCUGACUCCUCACAACCCGGCCUCCCCGCUGAACAGCGGGCACUGCUGGGCAGUGGCACAAACCAUACUAAGAGGCUGAAGCACCCAACGGAGAAUAAGACUGAGGAGACACGCUAUGUGGUCCGGCUAAGUGAGAGCAACCUGGUCAUCUGA